UCCUAUUUAUUAAUCCAUUCAUCGCAUUCCGGAGGCCGGAAACAGCAGCAAUCUACUUGCCUUUCCUCAUCCAGCAACCACCAUAAUCCACAUGUUUCAGAGAACUCACUCCUACAGAUAAGAGUUCAGAGGAAAAAGCAGAAGUUUCAUACCCUUAUUGCAAGUUGAUGCAUCACCAGAAAUCUGCGGUGAAGAUCGGAAAAGAAAGCUUAGGCCUUUCUUCCGAUUCAACUUCAGCUCCGCCUCUUUUUUGUCCUCCAAACCUCCGUGUUCAAACCCAAUUUGACCCACAACCUGCAACCACCCAACACAACUCCCAAUCUAAUUUCUCAUUCCAAGGACAAUCCGUGUCUUCUUUCCCACACUUCCCACCCAAUCCACCUCCACCACCGCCAACAACCCGACAAAACCAUGCCGGCAAUAUUUCUCACCAUGAUCGCUUCCUUGAUAACCCAUCAGCCUCACAAUCUCCGGUUUCUUCUCCCCACAAGAGGAAUACCAUGAAUCAGGGUUCUUCUUUGGUUUCCUCUUCGAUGAUUUCUUCUUCAGCUUGCCAUAAUCAGAGGCCAUGCUUGCGUGCGAAGUCGUCUUGGCCAUCGUUUUCGUGUUGUAGUUUAUUUGCAAACCCCUUUGCCUUUGGUUCGAAAUUUCAGAACUUCAAGUUACUUACCCUUUUUCGUUGCGUGCGACCACACAGGAUUCGUUUCCGGUUCCUUAUUCUACUUUCACUGCCGUACAUUUUCUUUUUCGUUUCAAGACCUCGUCGCUCUCUCUUGAUCGAUUUCUUCUCCGUGAUCGGUUUCUCAGCCGUGCUCUUCAUUUCUCUCAAUCUAGCUCUCCCUCGUCUACCCUCAAUUCGCCUGUUCCUCGCCCGAUCAUUGCCGAUUAAACUCUCUUCGUCUCUUUCUGCAACAAAUUCUCCUCAGCCCAUUCUGUGGUCUAUAGGGUCGAAACCCGAAUCAGAGGAAACCACUAUUUCAGGACCCUGGGUGCAAAUUUACAGUAAUGGGGACGUGUAUGAGGGUGAAUUCCACAAGGGAAAGUGUUCUGGGAUGGGGGUCUAUCACUAUCACUUGAGUGGGAGAUAUGAAGGUGAAUGGAUUGAUGGGAAGUACGAUGGUUAUGGUGUUGAGACAUGGGCUAGAGGAAGCCGGUACCGUGGGCAGUAUAGGCAGGGCUUAAGGCAUGGAAUCGGCAUCUAUAAAUUUUAUACUGGCGAUAUGUAUGCAGGAGAAUGGUCCAAUGGCCAAUGUCAUGGUUGUGGAGUUCAUAACUGCAAUGAUGGCAGCCAUUACAUUGGAGAAUUUAAAUGGGGUUUGAAACAUGGAGUCGGCCAUUACCAUUUCAGAAACGGAGACAUAUAUGCUGGGGAGUAUUUUUCUGACAAAAUGCAUGGUUUUGGCGUCUAUCAAUUUCAAAAUGGGCACCGUUAUGAAGGGGCAUGGCAUGAAGGAAGAAGACAGGGAUUUGGAAUGUAUACUUUCAGAACUGGGGAAACGCAGUCUGGUUAUUGGCAAAAUGGGAUGCUAUAUGAGUCUGAAACGCAGAUAAUUCAUGUGGAUGAAUCCCCAUGUGUGGCGAAUCAUGCCAAGGUUUCUAAAGCAGUCCAGGAUGCUCGAUGUGCAGCUGAUAGAGCUCAAAGUUUGGCAAAGUUGGAUGAAGGGGUGAAUAAAGUUGUUGCAGUUGCUAAUAAAGCAGCAAACGCAGCGAGAGUUGUAGCUGUAAAAGCUGUGCAGAAUAGAAUGCAUCAUAACAACAAUGAGAAAUGAAAAUCUCAGCGCUGUCAUCUUCUGUCCUAGACUACAGAGCACUAGUACAUUGAGAAACGAGAUGGACCAAGAAGAGGCGAACUAAUGAAAUUUUCUCCGAAGUUUGAUUGUUAAUAUAAGUGUUUCUGCUUCGUUUCCUUCUUCCUGGGGGGACGAAGCUUCCUUUUAUAGUAUUGUGAUACUGAUGGAAUUUACGAGGCGCCUGCUUGGAACCACAUUCUGUCAUUAAGACUCGAUGGUUGAUUGUGGAGCAGGCAGGUUCCUCCUUUGCCUUAUAUUGACGGCUUCAGUAUGUACAGGACGACUAAGAACAAGAGUGUUUCGAGUUCCAAGGUUAAGCAAAAGUGCCAUAAAGAUGGUGGUUUUGUUUUCCAUCACAAUUUAUGAAAUGUAUCAUUAUCUAUCUUCUAA
Molecule: messenger RNA, 2180 nt
Organism: Neltuma alba
Lineage: Eukaryota; Viridiplantae; Streptophyta; Magnoliopsida; Fabales; Fabaceae
Exons: 3
Coding region: 168-1769 (533 amino acids)
Source: RefSeq, a predicted model, not a curated record